Messenger RNA from Condylostylus longicornis, 701 nucleotides. Its product is annotated as rhodanese domain-containing protein CG4456. NCBI's taxonomy places the organism in Eukaryota, Metazoa, Arthropoda, Insecta, Diptera, Dolichopodidae. The transcript has 4 exons. The record is from RefSeq and is a predicted model, not a curated record. The coding region runs from base 266 to 601 and encodes 111 amino acids. Gene Ontology annotation, cellular component: mitochondrion. Gene Ontology annotation, molecular function: thiosulfate-cyanide sulfurtransferase activity.
ACUCAAAUUGUGAAAGACGCCGGUGUAAACAAACACAGGGACAGAUGUAGGUAUCGUUAUAUCAUACAUAUGUAUGCUACAUAAAUACGUUAUGUAUGAUAAGCAAGAAUUAAUAGAUAAUUAACACAAGUUUAACAUUAAUACGGAAUAAUUAAAACAUAUUUUUAUAAUUAUUAAUUUUGUUGGGUAUUUCGGAUUUGGAUAUUAAAAUAGUAAAAUUUAGAAGUACAAUUUUAAAAGCUUACAUAUAAUCGAAUAUAAUAUAAUGGCAACCUUUGAAGAAGUUAAAAACAUUAGAGAUGAACCAGAGAAAUUAUUAAUUGAUGUCCGAAAUCAAUCAGAAAUCCAAGAAACAGGAAGUAUACCUGGUAGCAUAAAUAUUCCAUUGCCUGAGUUAGAAUCGGCUUUAAAAUUAAGCGCUAAUGAGUUCAAAGAUAAAUACGAUUUGGAAAAACCUGAAGGAAGUAAAACUUUAAUAUUUAGCUGCAGAUCAGGAGCUAGAGCACAAAAAGCAGCAGAUCUUGCGAAAUCUCUGGGAUUUGAAAAUUCUAAAUCUUACAAAGGAUCUUGGACUGAAUGGGCUGAAAAACAUGGAUUGUGAUUUAUUCGUUAAUUACGUUUUGCAGCUGUUCAUUUAAAUCUUAUUUAUAAUGAAUUGUUAAAAUCAUUUAUGAUGUUUUAAAAUAUAUUUGUAAAAUCAG